GGGGGAAGAGAGAGAGGGAUGUGAGAGCAGAAGCCUCCCUUUGACACAGAGCUGAGUCGGCUUCACCCUCAGCUGCCUCUGCCUCUCCUCCUCUCUCUCUUUCUCUCUCUCUCUCUCUGUCUCUUCCCCUCUUUCUUUCUCUCUCUGUCUCCUUCCCUUCUCUCUGGGGCUCAGGACUCUGUCACCUCCCUUCCCCUUGCGGAGGAUACCGGUCACAUCUAUUCCCUGCCUGCGCUAAAGCCAUGGGGUACGGCCGGUCAGAUAGUUAUCGCGUGGCUACCACGCAAGAUAAUAAAGACGACGAAACGCCCCAAAAGUCGAAGGGGCCGACGAAGAAAGAGAUGGAUGACCUAAAGAAGGAAGUGUCUAUGACAGAGCACAAGAUGUCAGUGGAAGAGGUGUGCCGGAAAUACAACACAGACUGCGUGCAGGGAUUGACACUCAGCAAAGCAGCAGAGGUUCUGGCCCGGGAUGGACCCAACGCUCUGACUCCUCCUCCAACCACACCCGAGUGGAUCAAGUUCUGCCGCCAGCUCUUUGGAGGUUUCUCCAUCCUGCUGUGGAUCGGGGCUAUCCUCUGCUUUCUGGCCUAUGGCAUCCAGGCGGGUACGGAGGAUGACCCCGCAAACGACAAUCUGUACUUGGGUAUCGUGUUGGCUGCAGUCGUCAUCAUCACCGGCUGCUUCUCUUACUAUCAGGAGGCAAAGAGCUCGAAGAUCAUGGAAUCCUUCAAAAAUAUGGUGCCCCAGCAAGCUUUAAUCAUCCGAGAAGGAGAGAAGAUGCAGGUGAACGCGGAGGAGGUGGUGGUGGGUGACCUGGUGGAGAUUAAAGGUGGAGACAGAGUCCCUGCUGACCUAAGGAUCAUCUCUGCUCAUGGAUGCAAAGUAGAUAACUCCUCCCUGACGGGUGAAUCUGAGCCCCAGACAAGGUCCCCUGACUGCACACAUGACAACCCUCUGGAGACACGAAACAUCACCUUCUUCUCCACCAACUGUGUAGAAGGGACGGCCCGUGGAGUGGUCGUCGCCACAGGGGACAGAACCGUGAUGGGUCGUAUUGCCACCCUAGCUUCUGGUUUGGAAGUUGGAAAGACCCCCAUUGCUAAGGAAAUUGAGCACUUUAUCCAAAUCAUCACUGGUGUGGCCGUGUUCCUGGGCAUCAGUUUCUUCAUCCUUUCACUCAUCCUGGGUUACUCUUGGCUGGAGGCCGUCAUCUUCCUUAUUGGAAUCAUUGUGGCCAACGUACCAGAGGGACUUUUGGCCACUGUCACUGUAUGUCUAACACUAACCGCCAAACGAAUGGCUCGCAAAAACUGCCUGGUGAAGAACUUGGAAGCUGUAGAAACUUUGGGGUCUACAUCCACCAUCUGCUCCGAUAAGACGGGAACACUGACACAAAACCGUAUGACGGUAGCUCAUAUGUGGUUCGAUAACCAGAUCCACGAGGCGGACACCACAGAGGACCAAUCAGGUGCCUCGUUUGAUAAGAGCUCCCCCACUUGGGUGGCCUUGUCCCGGAUCGCCGCCUUAUGUAACCGUGCCGUCUUCAAAGCAGGAAACGACAACAUUCCAGUUCUGAAGAGGGACGUGGCGGGUGACGCCUCCGAAUCGGCUCUCCUGAAAUGCAUUGAGCUGUCCUGUGGAUCGGUUAAGGCCAUAAGGGAGAAGAACAAGAAAGUUGCAGAGAUUCCUUUCAAUUCCACCAAUAAGUACCAGCUGUCAAUCCAUGAAACAGAGGACCCCAAUGAGAACCGUUACUUGCUGGUAAUGAAGGGAGCCCCAGAAAGGAUACUGGAUGUCUGUUCCACCAUUGUGAUCCAAGGCAAAGAGCAACCAUUGGAUGAUGAGUUGAAAGAGGCUUUCCAGAAUGCGUACCUUGAGCUGGGGGGACUUGGCGAGAGGGUAUUAGGCUUUUGCCACUACUACUUCCCAGAGGAGCUGCACCCAAAGGGCUUUGCUUUUGAUACAGAGGACCUUAAUUUCAGCACUGAGAACCUGUGCUUUGUGGGGAUGAUGUCUAUGAUUGAUCCACCCAGAGCAGCAGUGCCCAGGCCUUUAAUAUUGAGUAUGCAUUACUCAAAUAUUGCCUCUUGUUUAUUGACUAACUAUUUUCUUCAGGUCAUCAUGGUAACUGGAGACCAUCCAAUCACAGCAAAGGCAAUUGCCAAGGGAGUAGGCAUCAUCUCAGAGGGUAACGAGACAGUGGAGGACAUUGCAGCAAGACUCAACAUCCCGGUCUCCCAGGUUAAUCCCAGGGAUGCCAAGGCUUGUGUAAUCCAUGGCACAGACCUGAAGGACAUGGGCUCUGAGCAGAUGGAUGAUAUCCUUCAGAACCACACAGAGAUCGUAUUUGCCCGCACAUCCCCUCAACAGAAGCUGAUUAUCGUGGAAGGAUGCCAGCGACAGGGUGCUAUUGUGGCCGUGACUGGUGAUGGUGUGAAUGACUCCCCUGCCCUGAAGAAGGCCGACAUUGGGGUGGCCAUGGGCAUCGCUGGCUCUGAUGUCUCCAAACAGGCUGCUGACAUGAUUCUUCUGGAUGAUAACUUUGCUUCAAUUGUCACUGGUGUCGAGGAGGGUCGCCUUAUCUUUGACAACCUGAAGAAGUCAAUUGCCUACACCCUGACCAGUAACAUCCCAGAGAUCACCCCCUUCCUGCUCUUCAUUAUGGCCAACAUCCCCCUGCCUCUGGGCACCAUCACCAUCCUGUGCAUUGAUCUGGGCACUGACAUGGUUCCUGCUAUUUCCCUGGCUUAUGAAGCAGCUGAGAGUGACAUUAUGAAGAGACAGCCAAGAAACCCCCGUACAGACAAAUUGGUGAACGAAAGAUUGAUCAGUAUGGCAUACGGGCAGAUUGGCAUGAUCCAGGCUCUCGGCGGCUUUUUCGCUUACUUUGUCAUUCUGGCAGAAAAUGGUUUCUUGCCAUCUCACUUGGUGGGCAUUCGGUUAAACUGGGAUGACAGGACAUGUAAUGACUUGGAAGACAGCUAUGGCCAGCAGUGGACAUAUGAGCAGCGCAAGAUUGUGGAAUUCACUUGUCACACGGCCUUCUUCGUCAGCAUUGUGGUUGUACAGUGGGCUGAUGUCAUCAUCUGUAAGACCAGGAGAAACUCAGUAUUCCAGCAGGGCAUGAAGAAUAAAAUCCUCAUUUUCGGUCUUUUUGAAGAAACAGCGUUAGCAGCUUUCUUGUCGUAUUGCCCUGGAAUGGACAUUGCACUGAGAAUGUAUCCACUAAAGCCUAGCUGGUGGUUCUGUGCCUUCCCAUACAGCUUCCUCAUCUUUAUAUAUGAUGAGAUCCGGAAACUUAUCCUUAGGCGACACCCAGGAGGUUGGGUAGAAAAAGAAUCUUAUUAUUAAAUUCGCAGACGCAUCUCCCAGACCUGGACCCUCUCCAACCUCCGAAUCCCCCUCCCCUUUGAAUCAAACAAAACAAAACGAAGAAAAAAAAAACACACAACAAAAACAUAAUUAAACAAA
Molecule: messenger RNA, 3473 nt
Organism: Nanorana parkeri
Lineage: Eukaryota; Metazoa; Chordata; Amphibia; Anura; Dicroglossidae
Gene: ATP1A3
Product: ATPase Na+/K+ transporting subunit alpha 3
Exons: 23
Coding region: 243-3353 (1036 amino acids)
Biological process (GO): intracellular potassium ion homeostasis; potassium ion import across plasma membrane; sodium ion export across plasma membrane
Cellular component (GO): membrane
Molecular function (GO): P-type sodium:potassium-exchanging transporter activity; ATP hydrolysis activity; ATP binding
Source: RefSeq, a predicted model, not a curated record